Molecule: messenger RNA, 633 nt
Organism: Rotaria socialis
Lineage: Eukaryota; Metazoa; Rotifera; Eurotatoria; Philodinida; Philodinidae
Source: the annotation of a GenBank genome assembly
AUGAAUCGUCAGUUAUCAUUUAUCGAUAUUGGUGCGAAUAUUGGUAUUUAUACAAUGUAUGCUGCAAAAUUAGGUUGCAAGAAUGUGAUUGCUAUCGAAUGUUUCCGUCCCAAUGUAGAACGAAUUCGUCGAGCCGUUCAACUUGAAAAUGUUCAAAAUCAAGUUGUAAUUAUGGCUCGUGCACUAUAUAAUAAAUCAAACGUUUACUUAUCAUUGCGAACAAAUAUUGCGAAUAAUAUAGGUUCACAACGAUUGAACGCUGAAGUACAGAAUAAUGAGAAUAACUCUCUUGUUGUUCAAACAAUACGUUUCGACGAUUUAUUGCCUGUUGUCAGAAAACGAGAUAUUCGAGAAGCUAUUAUUAAAAUUGAUAUAGAAACAUCUGAACAUCAUUUAUGUGGCACAGGUGAACAGAUGUUCAGUCAAAUAAAUAUACCAUUCGUUAUGAUGGAAUGGGCCAAUAUUAAAGAAAUACCUUCCAGAGCUAAUUUAGUUCAAGAAUUCUUUAUAAAGCGUGGUUAUAUUCCAUUUAAGUCAGUAACAUGUGAACCAGAAACUGAAAAAGAUUAUAGACUAUGGCAUUCUCAAGAUAUUUUUUGGAUAAAAAAGACUCAUACGCAUCUAUGUAAAUGA